Closterium sp. NIES-65 is the source of this 4560-nucleotide messenger RNA. Lineage: Eukaryota; Viridiplantae; Streptophyta; Zygnematophyceae; Desmidiales; Closteriaceae. The record is from the annotation of a GenBank genome assembly.
AUGGAAACUCUUUCAGUCACCAGCGCCGGGCUGCGAUUGCCCGUGAAGCCGAACGCUUUUGCCACUCCGCCGCACGCGUUAGCUUCGUCGUUAACUCUCGUCCCCGUAACGCGGCGUUCGAUUGCGGCUCCUCCGCGGGCCCCGCGCGUGGGAGUUAAUCUCCGGAGGCUUUCCGCAUUCCAGCCUGGCGCAGCUCGCGCGGCUGUCGGAGAAACGACGGACCGACGAAACGCCGGCGCUAAGCGCGGCGGAGAUGGCGCCGCGAAUCGCGUUCAUGAUGUGAUUAUGGCGGAUGUGAGCGAGGAGGCGAAGUCGCGGCUCAAGAAGCUUUCGACGUUCCCGUCAAUUGCGGAGAAGCAGCAGGGACGGGACUCAGGCUCUUUACCUCGUCGCAUUCGUGGAAAAGCAUCAAAGUCCGCUGAGUCGGCGAGAGUCGAGGGCGACUGGCCAAUCUCGUGGUGCCACGUCGCCGACAACGUGUUGAUCGGGUCGCCGCUGGCGACGGCUGACGACGCUAAGGCUGUCCUUGCGGCUGCUGACGUCACUGCCGUUGUGGCCCUUAUGACGGAGCAGCAGGAGCGCGAGCUGGGCGUUGAUUGGCCGGCAGUCGCGGCGGCAGUCACGGAGGCGGGAGGGGCGGCGGUGCGGGUGGAAUCAGUGGAAACGCUAGGGGAGAGUGCUGCUGUUGCUGCAGCAGCCGCAGCAGCAGCUGGGGAGAAGGGAGACUCUUCCAACAACACCCAGGUACGCAAGGCAGUCAAUGGGAGCGGGCUUGGGUUGAGGCAGGAGGAAGCUGAAAUCAACCACCCCCUGCCCACACGCCAUUACCGGGUGCCUGUGUUGAUCAAGGCUGUGCGCGUGGUGGCGGCACUGGCAGCAUCAGGUACCUGUGCUGCUCGAGGCUGUGCGCGUGGUGGCGUCACUGGCAGCAUCAAAAAUUACUGCUUUAACCGCCCGUAUUCCCCCCCCUCCUCCCGGUUCCCCCCUCGGUCCCCCCUUCAUCUCUCACCCCCACAGGUGCCUGUGCUGCUCGAGGCUGUGCGAGUGGUGGCGUCACUGGCAGCAUCGGGGCAUCGAGUGCUGGUCGUGCCUGUGCUGCUCGAGGCUGUGCGAGUGGUGGCGUCACUGGCAGCAUCGGGGCAUCGAGUGCUGGUCGUGCCUGUGCUGCUCGAGGCUGUGCGCGUGGUGGCGUCGCUGGCAGCAUCGGGGCAUCGGGUGCUGGUCGUACCUGUGCUGCUCGAGGCUGUGCGAGUGGUGGCGUCACUGGCAGCGUCGGGGCACCGGGUGCUCGUGGUCAGCUGCCAGCCCAACGCUGCCAGCGCGCUGACUGCCCUGGGUACCUGGCUGGCAGCAGCAGAGCAUCGAGUGCUGGUUGUCAGCUGCCAGCCCAACGCUGCCAGCGCUCUGACAGCCCUCAGCUACCUCUCCCUGGUGAAGGGAGAUACAGCAGAGGCAGCAGCAGCGGCGCUGAAGCGCGUGUGUCCCUCUGCACGGCCCGCUCUGGACGCCCUUGAGCAGACCCACACGCACCUGGCAGCGGGCAACAGCCAGCGGCUCAUCCCAGACGCUCAAUCCACUCCCUUUAUCCCCCACUCCGCCCAUCCCUGCACUGCACAGCGGGCAACAGCCAGCGGCUCAUCCCAGACGCUCAAUCCACUCCCUUUAUCCCCCACUCCGCCCAUCCCUGCACUGCACAGGUAUCUCUCCCUGGUGAAGGGAGAUACAGCAGAGGCAGCAGCAGCGGCGUUGAAGCGCGUGUGUCCCUCUGCACGGCCCGCUCUGGACGCCCUUGAGCAGACCCACACUCAACUGGCAGCGGGCAACAGCCAGCGGCUGACGAAGCUGGCUGCGGCGGAGCUGCAGCAGCGCAUUGCUAAGGGCGUCAGGGGCAGCUCUGCAAGGAGGAUGGGUGAGCGGCUGACGAAGCUGGCCGCGGCGGAGCUGCAGCAGCGCAUCGCCAAGGGGGUGAGGGGGAGCUCUGCUGGCGACUGGAAGGUGGGUGAUGCAGGGGUGUGGGGCGUGGGGGGGGUGGAGUUCCCUUUUCAUGCCGCAUCUCCCAUGCGUCGUUCCCCCUCCCCUGCCCUCCUCCUUUCGCAAUUUGUUUCCUCCUCUUCCUGCUGCAGGCAGCUGAGAGGAAACUCGCCACACAAGGGUUUCAGUGACAUUCCGUCCCUCAUCUUCUCCCAUUCCUUUUCUCCCUCUUUCCUCCUCUCUUCCUCUCUCCUCCCCCCACAAACACAUUCCUCUUUUUCCUGCUGCCAGGCGGCUGAGAGGAAGCUUGCAAUGGAGGGCUUCCAGCGCAUGGUGGCUGCUGAUGUGGCGCUCUCUGAAGCGCUCUCCAAGGCCGCCAUCAGGAGGGCAACGAGGGAGGCGGAGAAGCAGAUCGAGGGCGGAGCGGCAUCCCCCCAGGAGAAGGUGAACAUUCUGAUGGCGCAGAUUCAGCAGCUGGAGGCCAGGCAGAAGGCAGCAGCAGAAGCUGAAACCGCCGCCACGGACCGAAUCUCCUUCUUUCUUAACCAGCUGACGACCCUCCGAACCAAGCACGCCGAGGCUGAAAAGACCGCCAAGGCAGCCUCGGCCCGAGCCUCGCGGCUCGCCACACAGCUCUCGGCCGCAGCUAACCGCGAGGCGUGGUCCCAAGCCUCCGCCGAAGCUGCCCAGGGGAGGAUCGGGGAGCUCGAAGCUGAAGUGGCCGGCCUGCGGGAGAGAGAGUCGGAACUGAUCGAGGCUCGGCGGAAAGCCGAGGCUGAAGCGGAGGAGGCAAAGAAAAAGGCAGAGGCGCUGAAGGCUGAAGUGGUGAAUGUGGGGGCGAAGCAAGAGGAGGCUGUUGCGGCUAUGGCAGAGGCUAAAGAGAGGAUCGGGUUCCUGUCGGGGGUUGUGAAGGAGUUGGAGCAGAAGGAGAAGGCGGCGCGGAGUGAGGUGGCUUCGGCUGUACAGAUGACGCAAGUGGUGGAGAAACGGGAGCAAGCAGCGCUGGUGAAGGUGAAGGAUCUGACCACCCGCGUGGCUGCUCUCGAGACGGAGGUGGCAGCGGCGCACGAGGCAGCUCGCAUUGCCAAUGGGAAAUGCGAGUUCUUUGCUCGUGUGAUGGAGACGCUGAGGGAGAGGGAGCAGGCUGCGUUGGCGCAGGCGCGACAGGCCAACACGCUGCUGGCAGGGGUGAAGGCUGAGCUAGCAGCAGCAAAGGAACGGGAGGCCAGCCUGCGAGCUUCUUGGAAGGAGGCUGUAGCGCGCGCAGAGAAGGUCGUGGCGGAGCUGGGCGCGGCUAAGCGGAUGCAGGGCGAGGCUGUGAGGGAGAGAGAGGCGGCUGAACUGGCUCUGGCUGCUGCUGACAGCCCCAUGAUGGCUAAAGCAGCGCUACAGGCAGCCAUCAACAACGAGGCAUACCUCACAGCCCUCGUCAGCACGCUCACAGCCCGCCUGUCUGACGCUACAGCCGAGCGCGCUACAGCCGGAGAGAGGAUGCGCUUCCUGGAGCGACAGCUGGCGGAGGGGAAGGAGAGGGAGAGGGAGGCGAGGGAGAGAGUGCGGGCGGCGGAGAGGGAGAAGGAGGGGCUGGUGGUGCAGGUGGAGAGAGUGAAGAAGAGCGAGGAGGAGGCGCGGCGGGAGGUUGGGGUGCUCAUGCAGAAGCUCGACAGCGUCGCUGCUCAGUCCAAGGCAGCGGAGCAGGUCGAGGGGGCAAUCGUGAUCAUGCGAGCGCAGGUGGACGUGCUUCAAGCCGAGCUGGCAGCGGCGAAGCAGACGGCCGAGGCUGCAAGCGAGCGCUCCUCCUUCCUGCUGCGCCAGAUGGAGUUGAUUAAGUCCCGCCAGCAGCAGAAACUGGAUGCUGCUGUUGCCGAGGCAGUUUCGGCUGAGCAGAAGAAGAGUGGUGCUGCUAGUCCUGUUGCUUCUAACGCAGAAGCUAUUAUGGAGGCGGCUGUUGAGAAGCUCCAGAAGCAGCUCGCGGAGGCUCGGGCCGAGGCUGAGGCAGCUUCGGAGAACGUGUCGAAGCUGGAGGGGAGGGUUGGGCAGUUGCAGGCGAAGGAGAAGGAGGCGAAGGUGCUGCUGGGGCGGGCAGAUGAAAAGAUUUCGGACCUGUUUGUGCAGCUGUCGGCUGCCCGGGAAAAGGAGAAGGUGGAGGCGAAGGCUCUCAUGAAGGCUCGGGUGGAGCUUGGGGAACUUUCUGGGAAGGUUACGAAGCUGGAGGUUGAGUUGAAGGAGAAAGAGGCUAUGGUGGGAGGUGUGGGGAUGGGCGUUGGUGCUGCUGCUACUAAGAUGGUGGUUGACUUGUCUAAGGGAGCUAAGGAGCUUCACAGCAGCAGGCUUCAGGACUCGGUCGCCCGCCUGGGGCAGAGCGUCUCUGCCAAGUCGGCUGCAUCCGCUGUUCCUGAUAAGGAGGAGGAGGAGAUUAUAGCAGCAGCGGCCAACCUGCGGGAGGCAGUAGAAGCACUCAACACCCCGGCUACCAACGGCAGCGCCACCAACCCCUCCUCGCUCCGCUCAUUCGACGAUGCUGUUCAGUUUGACUCCAAGUCUCCUGAAGCCGUUCCAGUACCUGCCAAGUAUCGCAACUCCAACUGA